CCCAGGUGCUAGUUGCUACUGCUUUUUGACGAUUUGACCAACACCAACACUUUCUCUCUCUUCUCGCGACAUCCAAACUCUCUCUCUCUCUCUAUAUCUCUCUCCCUCCCCAACCCCGCGCGACCUCCGAUUCCACGAAUGGCGAUGGUGGGGAAGAAUCCGAGCUCGGAUUCUCCCAUUUCCUGUCGCAUCGUCCUCGCCUUCCUCGAUUUCCUCGGCUCCGUUGAACUAGCUCCAGGAGUAGAUUCUGAAGCCCUUGAGGUUGCAAGAGAUUGUUUGGAAUCUGCUUUUAGGCUCAACCAAGUAACCACCGGCGAAAGAAUCCGGCCUGGUCUACUGUUGGACUUAUUCACUUCUUGGGAAGCUAGUGAACAACAACGGCUGAGAUCAAAUCUAGUUUCUGAUGGAAUACAGAACACAGCAUCAUGUAGUAUGCCAUCCCACAAUAGUGAAAAUUCAGAAAUUUUGGGGACAUCAAAUAAUGAAGGUUCAGCUGACGACUGUCAUGACUUAGGUAUGCCAAGAGAUGAACUAUUUGGCAGGUUCUAUGCUGCACUUGACAAAAUUAAUUUCUUUAGUACUUCAUCGGUUGGCAUUGAAGAUCCUGCUCAAAUAGCAAAAGCAACCCAGCUCUUCGAUGAAGCAUUCUCAGAGCUGGAGAACUCUCAAGAGAAGAAAAUAGACUUGGUUCACCUUGCUGAGAUCUUUAAGUCAAAAGGUAACCAAUCGAUGCAGUUGAAGCUAUAUAUGCAAGCUAUCGAACUUUAUAACUACGCCAUAGCUCUCUGUGACAAAAAUGCUGUUUACUACUGUAACAGGGCUGCUGCUUACACCCUUGUUCAGAGAUAUACUGAAGCUAUUGAAGAUUGCUUAAAGUCAAUUGAAAUCGAUCAGAAUUACAGUAAAGCAUAUAGCCGUCUUGGAUCUGCUUAUUUUGCUCAAGGGAAUUAUCAUGAUGCUCUGUUUAAGGGCUACCUACGAGCAUGUCAGUUGGAUCCUAGCAACAGAACAAUUCGAGAAAACAUUAAGGUCACUGAAAGGAAGCUAAUGGAACAAGCGCGGGCAGGAGAUCAGAACAUACGGUCACCCCAUGGCCAAGAAUCAACCAGUCAAUCUGCAAGACCGACAAAUAGCACCAGCCCCUUUGCAUCCUUCCCUAUCGGAUCUCCCCCUUCUCCGGAAUUCGUUGCUAAUAUUAUUAGAGGGAUGUCUUCUACCCACAGUCAAGAACCUGCUGCGCAAUCUUCCGAGCCCCCUAACACCACCAACUCAUUCACAUCUUUCCCCACAAACCUUUCCAUUCCAAUAGACUUGUCAAACAUCUUCGGCCAUAUGAUGUCAAACCAUAACACAGAAUCUACACAUCCUUCGACUUCAGCAGACAACAAUGAGAGAUCGCCAAAUGUGAACGAAGCGGAAUCCACUGAACCGGGUGUACCUGUGGACGCUAAUGUUAACUUGAACUUUGGGGAAUCACCUCAGCAGGUCUCAGAUGUGUUGAUGUCGGUGAUGCAGAUGUUUUCAUCGCAGAUGGGAUCGCAGGACGGGACGCCUCCAGGUUCAGAUCCACACACGAGAAGCUAAUAUCGAGAAAAGUUAAAUAUAACUCUCCGUGCUUUUGUUUCUUGUUCCCAUGUGUAUCUCUUCUUUAGUGGUAGGCUUAGUUGAAGUUCCGUUUGUUAAACCAUCAUUGCAAUAUAGAUACAGAAACCUAAUAAUGCUUGUAGUGCAAAAAAAAAAAAAAGGGGGUGAAAAAAUAGUGAAACUGUGAACCAUAGUAGCCGCCUUUUUGGGAAUGAAAGCAGCUGGAGAUGGGGAAAAGGAAAAUGUUUUUGAAUGGUUGUGUGGGGAUGUAUGUAGAUGUUCUCUUUUGUAUGUUUACAUAUUUUGUAUGAGUUCUAAGCCCCUGUGAAAGGGGGAAUUGGAUGCGGAAAAAGCUGUGAUGCCUAUGUUACUGUGCAAAUCAUUUAAUUUCGAUGGAAAUUUUUAUUUUGCAAGAAAA
Molecule: messenger RNA, 2002 nt
Organism: Ananas comosus (pineapple)
Lineage: Eukaryota; Viridiplantae; Streptophyta; Magnoliopsida; Poales; Bromeliaceae
Product: small glutamine-rich tetratricopeptide repeat-containing protein
Exons: 11
Coding region: 139-1584 (481 amino acids)
Biological process (GO): post-translational protein targeting to endoplasmic reticulum membrane
Cellular component (GO): TRC complex; membrane
Molecular function (GO): protein binding; molecular adaptor activity
Source: RefSeq, a predicted model, not a curated record